AUGCAGUAUACUCCGUUUGUCUCUGAUAUUGAACUGCCCUUCUACACGGCUUUGGCCUCACACAAGAUCAACCAUGAUAAGCUGGACGACUCUGCGCGCCCGGUACUAGGGCUCUAUGAGAUUCGCUCCACAGACCCUGAAAAUGCUUCAUGUCGAAUGCAAAUCCAUGGGAAUGCGCUCACAAGUGCAGAAGCACCCGCGGGUUUUUACCGCGCAGAGGGAAUGAUUAGGAAUGUCAAUACGAUCGAGGAAUACCGCAACGUGGACAAGUCUCAAAUUAUACUCCAAACAGGGAAAACGAUUUGGGACGCCAUUAAUGACGGGACCAUAUACUCUUGCCCUUCCUUACUCUCAUCUUUCACCAUUUUAUCAUUUGCAGACUUGAAAAAAUACAAAUUCUACUAUUGGUUUGCGUUUCCCGCCCUCCACUCCGAUCCGUCGUGGGUGGAAUCCACAGGAUCACAGCCACAGACCUACCCAAGUGAACCGACCACAGCAUCACAGGGAGAAAGGUUACCGUCUGAUGAAAACUUGGCCUUGGUUGAGGCGGUCCAGACCUGGAGCUAUGCUACGGAUGACCGCCAGCGGGGAUUCUUCUUGGCCCGAAAGCAACGAACGACCUCUGGUUCCUCGACACAAAGCACCUGGCAGGUUGCUUCCCUGUCUGAAUAUGAGAAUGGGUUCUUCACUGGAGCGGCUCUCAAAGAUCGCUACGUAUGCUUUGCAGAUCCAUCUAAUUAUGAAAAUGCUCCGGGUUGGAUGUUGCGGAACCUGCUGAUUUUGGUAAAACAACGGUGGGGCCUUGAUCAGGUGCAAAUUCUACGAUAUCGCGACGUGCACUCAAAACGUGAUCAAGGUAGAAGUGCAGUGCUCCGACUGGAAUUGAAACAAGGAUUGGUCAAAGAUGCAGUGAAGCUGCCGGAAACUCAGGGCCAGCUGCCCAAAAUCACUGGCUGGGAGCGCAAUCCAGCAGGGAAACUGGCCGGGAGGAUUGUUAAUCUCACAGAUUACAUGGAUCCUGUAAGACUGGCAGACCAAUCAGUCGACCUCAACCUCAAACUUAUGAAGUGGCGAAUUAGCCCAACAUUGAAUCUAGAGAAGAUCAAACAGACCAAAUGUCUGUUACUUGGAGCGGGUACUCUAGGGAGCUAUGUUGCUCGAAAUUUAUUGGGGUGGGGGGUCAAAAAGAUCACAUUUGUUGACCAGGGCACUGUUUCAUUCUCUAAUCCCGUUCGACAGCCGUUGUUUGUUUUCACGGAUUGCCUGGAUGGCGGGGCACCCAAAGCCAUUCGGGCAUCCCAGGCUCUGACUGACAUCUACCCAGGAGUGGAAACCAUCGGCCAUGAGAUUACCGUACCCAUGGCAGGUCAUCCAAUCGUUGACGAAAACAAGACACGAGGGGACUUUGAGACCCUAAAGGCUCUCAUUGAUGAGCAUGAUGCCAUUUUUCUCCUCAUGGAUACUCGAGAAUCACGUUGGUUGCCCACCGUCAUGGGUAAGGCAGCAGGAAAGAUUGUGAUGAAUGCAGCCCUUGGGUUUGAUUCAUUUGUAGCAAUGCGUCAUGGCGUUUCCGGGGUGGGAGAUACAACGGCGGACCUUGGGUGCUAUUUCUGCAAUGAUGUCGUGGCACCAGCAAACUCCAUCAAGGAUCAGACCCUGGACCAACAAUGUACCGUCACGAGGCCCGGUGUUGCCGCUAUCGCCUCGGCAAUCCUAGUUGAACUUCUGGUGUCAGUCCUGCAGCACUCAGACGGCGUCUCUGCACCGGCCCCAUUAACCCGAACUGACGAACGCGGUGAUCAUCCCCUGGGACUUGUACCCCAUCAAAUACGUGGGUUCCUUGCAACAUUUGAAAACAUCACGGUCACUGGCAAGAGCUACCCCAGUUGCAGUGCCUGCUCAGAUAACGUGAUAAGGGCGUACAGAGAACAAGGUUGGGAUUUUGUGAGAAGAGCUUUGGAUCAGCCAGGGUAUGUGGAGGAACUAAGCGGCCUGAAAGAGGUUCAUGAAAAGGCUGAAGCAGCACUGGCCGGCAUUGACUGGGACGAGGCAGAAGAGAAUGAAGAAAAUGAAAUUUUGUAG
Penicillium odoratum is the source of this 2082-nucleotide messenger RNA. Its product is annotated as putative autophagy ubiquitin-activating enzyme ApgG. The transcript has 7 exons. Gene Ontology annotation, molecular function: Atg12 activating enzyme activity; Atg8 activating enzyme activity. NCBI's taxonomy places the organism in Eukaryota, Fungi, Ascomycota, Eurotiomycetes, Eurotiales, Aspergillaceae. The record is from RefSeq and is a predicted model, not a curated record. Gene Ontology annotation, biological process: protein modification by small protein conjugation; piecemeal microautophagy of the nucleus; autophagy of mitochondrion. Gene Ontology annotation, cellular component: phagophore assembly site; cytoplasm. The coding region runs from base 1 to 2082 and encodes 693 amino acids.